AACCCUGGCAGGGAAGGUAGAGGAGACGGGGAGUGAGUGCACGCUGCUCGACUCCUCUUUACUCCUCACUAAACUACCCAUUAUAAUGGCUUCUCAGGUGGCCAAACGCUACUUUUUAAUUGGGCAAUGCAUCUCCCACAAUAUCCAAAAUGCUGCCAGAGUUCGAGUGAAACGAAUGGAGUUUGACAGUAACUUGAAUAUGUACUUUCCAUGUGAUACACACUACUAUGCCCAUGAUCCAGAGAAAGUGUGCAAAGAAGGAGAUAUUGUACUAAUCAAAGAACUUCCAGAAAAGAUGACAAAGGAUAUUACUCACUCUUUAAUUAAAAUGGUCUACAAAUUUGGUGAUGUAACUGACCCCAUCACUGGCAAGAAAGUGAUUAUGAAUAAAUAUAGGGACCAAAUAAAAGAACGUAUCAAGAUGUUUGGAGUGGCGGAGGAUGGCAAGGGAGGAUUCAAUUACGAGGAAGCACCAGACAGAGGUUGGCAAGAAGGCAAGAGAGAUUUCACUCACAAGGUUGGCUACAUGAAGUGGCAUGAGUUCCCACCAGGCCACCCACUUCACAAUGAUCCAGUUGCCACUUAAAGCCUCAAAUUAGCCUAUAUAUUAUAUAUAAUACUAUAUAUAAAUGCCAUUUUGUGAGGGAGAAAAUAUAAUGUAUAUACUGUAUUGUACAAGUACAUAAUAAGAACAUAG
Molecule: messenger RNA, 697 nt
Organism: Procambarus clarkii (red swamp crayfish)
Lineage: Eukaryota; Metazoa; Arthropoda; Malacostraca; Decapoda; Cambaridae
Gene: mRpS17
Product: mitochondrial ribosomal protein S17
Biological process (GO): mitochondrial translation
Cellular component (GO): ribosome; mitochondrial small ribosomal subunit
Molecular function (GO): structural constituent of ribosome
Source: RefSeq, a predicted model, not a curated record